AUGCGUAACGAUUUGAAGAAACUUAAGAGAGGCAAUCGAACUGGAUUGAUAAAACAUGGUAAUCCACGGACUAUUUCUAUUUUUCUCGCUUUCUUUUAUCUAGUGACAGUCAAUUCGUUUAUGUAUUGUCAGAUUCGAACAGAUAUCCCCUCAGUCUCAUAUUACAACUUUUCGUCCUAAAAAGAAUUAUCAGUGAGCUGAAAAUCGACCGUAUAUCCGCUAUCGCUGUCUACGUGGUCAGUUACUUCCCGUAUCAAUGAUCUCUGUGUUAAAAUUAUAUUUGGAAUGUGUUUAACCAGUUCUAUCACAUGUAAUAUUGGCUGACACCAACAUUGUCCUUUAAGACCACUGGUUUAUGUCAGUGUUGUUGUUGUUGUUGGGGUUUAACGUAUGCUUCUAACGAGGGUCAUAUCGCAGACAAUUUGUCUUAUUUUAGUAUAUUCAACGCAUGCGUGGGAGUCUUUCCUGUGGGAGUACCCGGAGUAAGUUUAGAACCCCCCCCCCACCCCCAACAAGAAGUGGCCUGCUAGCUAGAGCUCGAAACACUCCAGAUCAAUAGGUCAUCCUAAUCCACUGUUGGUCCUAUCGAUACCUGCCCUUUGAUAGAGGUGUUAAUAAGUCAUCAUGGUAAGAAUGUCGACGUGGUCUGACACUGGUGUACACAUCCCAAGCUUAAACACAAUAAAUACCCUCAGAAUCUGUGAUCGAGAAAGAUCCUUCUCUUUUGCCCAACCGUUGAGAAAAUAAAACUAUUAUUUUUGUAGUUUUAUUGAUUGUCGUAUCCAACAAGUGGAACGUACGUGGACAUGCGACAACUUGUGUACACCUGUCUAUAGUGUUAAUAUUGACAAGCGCCAGUGUUUGAAAUGAAAUGAAAUUGGAUUUAAAAUCCUUCUGUUCUGCACCAUCUUUGCUAAUGAAGACGGAAAUACGCCGUGUAGUGUUUUCUUGAGGGGACAAGUUUCCGGAGUUCUUUUACUAGAUACUGUUCAUUGCACCACUGUUCAUUGUCCCCCAUCAUGCACCACUGACAAAAACACCGGAAUCGAACGCGGGGAUUCUAUCGUCCUAGUCACUGACACAUCUUGACUCCCACCAGUGGCCAACACGUGCGCUUUAGCUGUUAACACAAUACCUUGUAUUUAGUUUGCAGUGGCAUUUGGUAAUACUCUUCAAGCUGAAAUGAACGACACAACAGUAAUCAUGCCACCAUCCACUACUACGCAACCAGAAACAACUACACAAUCACCAAUUACAACGACACAAAUGGCAACAACGACAAUAAUGACAACUGUAGAACCAACAACACCGACACAAAUGACAACAACUACACAACCACGAACAAUGACAACAACUACGCAACCACCAACAAUGCCAACAACACAACCACCAAGACAGACAAUGAAUAGUGAAGUACCAAUGCCGACCACAACUCAAACAUUAGCGACACCAACUUCAACAGAUAAACCAGAUCAGGUGUCAAUUAAUAGCACGGGCAUGACCACAGACAUGACCACCGAACCAGAAACGUUUGUGUCUUCAUCUCCAGAAACGACAGACCUUACAACGGACGAUACGACACCCCCGUCACCAAAUACAACCGCAGCACCACCAAAUACAAUCGCAGCAACAUCAUCUACAACGACAAAACCAACUACAACAACAAUACAAACACCAACACCUUCACCUACAGCAGCAAAAACAACAGCGGGAGGAUCGCCACGACAACAAGGUACAUCGCCGCCAUAUUACUGGAUAGGUGUGUUCCUACUCCUGGUUAUAGUCGUGGUAGCUGUGGUGUUCUUUCUACGAUACAAAAGAUCAUCAACACGUAAACAAAGAUUGCAAAACCUUAAAAGAACUACAAAGCGGCCGAUUGUUUUAUCUAAGAUGGAAGCCGAAGUGGAAGCGUUUCAUCGUGAUGAUAAUUUACUCAUUAUCGAUCAGUUUGAGGAUUUAGCACAAUUGAGCCCAAAACUUUACUGCUCAGAAGCCAAUAAGGAAGGAAAUGCAGAAAAAAAUCGUUUUAACAACGUUCUUCCUUUUGAUCACAGUCGUGUUUGUUUACCGAUAGAAGAUGAUGACGUCAACUCUGAUUAUAUCAAUGCUAACUACAUAACUGGUUAUACUAAAAGUAAAGAAUAUAUUGCUACACAGGGACCAUUACCAGAUACAAUCAAUGAUUUCUGGAGAAUGAUCUGGCACGAGAAGGUUUCAAUAAUCGUCAUGUUAACAUCACUUAAAGAAGGUCACACGGUAAAGUGUGAACAAUAUUGGCCAGGUGAAGUAGGUGAAGUUAUGGAAUAUGGGCAAUAUACCGUAGAAAAAAUUUCAGAGGUGACAAAGAAAACCCACACAUGCAGUACUUUAAUGAUAUGCUGUAAUGAAGAUUCACAGAACAACAAAAAGAAAGAAUGCCGAACUGUGAAACAUUUUCACUAUUUGCAAUGGAAAGAUAAGUCAGCUUCGGUGGAGAGAAAUGAUAUUUUACAAUUUAUACGAACAGUACGACAAAAUAUGGAAUCUAACGACACAAGUCCAGUAGUUGUUCACUGCAGUGCUGGUGUAGGUAGAACGGGUACAUAUAUAGCACUGGAUUAUAUACAACAAUAUAUAAAUCAACAUGAUUUGAAUAAAGCUAUAGAUAUAUAUGACUAUGUAUUAAAACUCAGGAAUAAUAGAGUUUUAAUGGUUCAAACAGAAUGUCAGUAUUCGUUUCUAUACGACUGUGCUGUACAACUGAUAGAAGAUAAACAGAAUAAAACACAAGAUAUAGAAUCAGGUCAACAGGAUAAUCCUGAUGACCCAUUCUAUAUGAAUACGCGUGAUAAUUAUGGUGUCAUGACAACGUUUAUGUAACCAUUUUAUUAUUACCAGUUUAACGAUAAAAUCAGGAACAUCAUAUGAUAUGCCCACUUAAUGAGUGAUAACUAGAUGACUCAAAUAAAAUGUACAUUCAAGGGGAGGAAACUCAUUGAUAUGAGUUAUGAAUAAUUUGCUUGAUCACGCUGUGUUCACAUCGUGACCUGUUUACAGUAAUUACGUUAUUUCCAACUCGAACCAUGCUAUAUAGGUUAUAAUGGUACAAGUAAAACACCAGUACAACUGGUAAAUUAAGAAGAACAAAAUAGUUUAGACAUAAUUUAAUCUUAAUUAUUCUACACAUUACAAAUAGAAAUAUUAAUCUUAGUAAUAACAAUAGUCUUUCACCGGAGGUGAAAGCCUAACGAGAAUAUCAAAUAAUAAUUUACAACAAAUAAAUAAAACACAAAUAAAAUUAUACAUCAAAUACUGCAAUAAUAAAAUACAAUCUAAUGUAAUAAUAACUUAUUUUGCAGAAUUUAAUUCUGUAUGUACAUAUUUUAUCAUUGUGUCAUUUUUCCAGGUGUGCCUUUUUUACCUGUGACAUUAUCACCUGUUUUAUUUUACCUGUGCACUAUUUCUACUUUGCAUACUCUAAUAUUAGUUUGAGAGCGGAGUUUGGUGGAAGUAGUCUUGACAAGCAGCUAUUUCCAAGUUGGAAACUUAUAUGUACCCCGUAAAUACAACAUGAUUCGAUCGGAGAAGGACAAGAUCCACAAGAUGGUAUUUUUAUUUGGACAUAAAAAUCGUAAGUGAGCUUCUUUACGUCAAUAAGCUUACCGUCUUCCAUUUCUGAAUUUACAAUUUAAAACACAACAAGGACGUUCAGAGAUCUUAUUCACAAACACUGAAAUCAGUUAAAAUCGAGUGUAGCUUAAAAUUUGAGCUUUACUUAAAGAUGCAUUAUGUAAGAUCUAAAUCUUCCUAUUGCAGGUCUUUAUUUUGAUUUUAAAUUUUAUAUAAAUUAUUACUUAAACAUUUAUUAACAUGACAAGACAAUAAUCAACUCUCAAUGUUAAGUAGAUUAGAAUAAUUUAAUUUAAGAAUGGAUAAGCGAGGCUAAGUCUCGAAUAACAAGUACCGUUGUUAAGAUAAUAAACAAUCAAUGUCAAAUCUUGCCAAAACUCCAAAUAGUGAUAACGUCGCCAAGAAUAAAGUAAUUUAAAUGAAAUUUUCAGUCUAUUAAUUUUGUUUUAUCUUUUUUUUUAAAGAAUUAUAGCCAUCUUUGUAUCUAAAUUUUACAUAAUACAUCUUUAAGAUAAGCCAUCUUCACUACACUCAUUUUCCCAAAAUUUUAAGUUACAGUCGAUUUUGAGUUAAACGUACAUUAGAUGUCAUAUAAAUUAUUAAUUAGAACUUUAUUUACACGAAGAGCUCCAAAUCAACUCUGUAGACCCUCGGAUGUCUUGGAUUUAAACAGUCGUCCAUUUAAAAUUAAAUCAAUAAAUGGCUGACCAAGAUAACGUUUACCGUCACUACCGGAGACUGGUGCUGAAAGGCCUGCCGGGGUACCAUUGCCAUUGAGAAUGAUAAUCGAGAAUAUGUGGGUGGGGUUGAUGUCUAUUUCUAGUCCGAACUUCCAACAGUGACAACUCCGUUCAGAAUAAUGUAAUUUGACUGAUAUUUACAAUAUUUUGCCUUUUUUAUCAUCUAUUUUUGAAUUAUUAUAGCAAGAAUGGCCAACGCUUUAUUAAACUCUUAACUAAUGUAUCUUUAAAUCAGCUACUACCCUGUAUUAACUUAAAAUCCCAAUAACAUGUCUGAAUAUAGAAUCUUAUUAAACUGCCUCGAAAAUCCAGAAAACUUUAUUCUAAUAAAUACCUCAGAUUUUUCAGACAAUUGAAAGCCAUUUACCAUCAAUUAAUAACCAACUCUAGUCAAUUUGUUGAUAUUUAUAUAAUAUAUAAAGACAUAUAAUUAUUUAAAUUGUUUAUAUUAUAUAAAUUAUUAUUUAAAUUGUUUAUAUACAGACAUAUUUAAACUGUUUAUAUUAUAUAUAAAGGCAUAAUAUACAUGUAGUUAUUUAAAUGUUUAUAUAUAAAGAAAUAUAAUUAUUCUAACUGUUUAUACUAAAUAUAAAGAAAUAUAGUUAUUUAAAUUGUUUAUAUUUUAUUGUAUGAUAUAUGAUAUGAUAUAUAAUUAUAUUGUGAAUAAUAAAACAUUGCUU
This is a messenger RNA of Patella vulgata (common limpet), 5029 nucleotides long. Its product is annotated as receptor-type tyrosine-protein phosphatase beta. Gene Ontology annotation, biological process: protein dephosphorylation. Lineage: Eukaryota; Metazoa; Mollusca; Gastropoda; Patellidae. The record is from RefSeq and is a predicted model, not a curated record. Bases 1183 to 2859 code for a protein of 558 amino acids. The transcript is spliced from 12 exons. Gene Ontology annotation, molecular function: protein tyrosine phosphatase activity.